AUGGACCUCAAUGGGGUCAAGAGGAGGGACACCACCAAGGGCCCUCCCCUCCGCAUUCUGUCGUUGGAUGGCGGAGGAGUUCGCGGUUACUCCAUGUUCAUCAUUCUCCAAGAACUCAUGCACCGCACCUUUGUCGAAAUCGAGGGUAGGGCUCCGCGCCGAAACGAAAUCCCCAGGCCAUGCGACCAUUUCGAUCUCAUCGUUGGAACCGGUACCGGCGGCCUCAUCGCCUUAAUGCUCGGUAGAUUGCGCUUGGACUUGGAACAGUGCAAAGAGCUAUACGUGAGAAUGACGCGCAUGGUUUUCGAAACAGACAAGACCAUCGCCGGCAUCCCCUAUCGGUCAACCCUAUUCAAAGCCUCCAAGCUCGAGGAGGCCAUCAAAGAGGCCGUUAGAGAACAUACCGUUUAUCAAAAGGAGGGCAACGAUGGCACCGAGAACGACAUGAUGAGCCCCCUUAGCGGCUACAACAACUCAAACCCAAGAAGACAUGCCAGCAAUGCCAGCACCGUCAGCUUUAGCGCGCGCAGUCCUCAAGCACAGAUGACACGGCCUGCCUUUAACUCGCGAUACGGUGAUCCAAAUGCGAGACUCUAUGAUGCUCGGGAGACUCGGACCAAAACCGCCGUCUUAGCUAUGUACAAGGGCUCCCGCAAGGGCACUCCUGCCGCCAUUCUGCGAUCCUACGACUCGAGAAGGGAACCCCCGCCAGAGUUCGACUGCAAGAUCUGGCAAGCUGGCCGGGCGACGUGUGCGAUUGGUCUCGCCUUCAAACCCAUUCAGAUUGGACAGUCUGUCUUCCACGAUGACGGCGGUGGCACCUUCAACCCUGCACCCGAAGCCCUGGACGAGGCUGUGGUGAACGAGUGGCCCGGCCGUGAAGUUGGCGUGUUUCUCAGCGUUGGUACGGGUCGACGACCAAGGGGAAGCGACGCGAACUCGCAUAUGUGGUAUGAGGGCUUUUUGGGAGAGUUUGCCGAGGCCCGCCGGAAGCUCAUCUCCAAGAUUGAGGGCUGUGAGGUGAUUCACGAGCAGAUGAAGAAGGAACAUCUCUUAAAACGGAACGUCAACGUCGAGAACUACUAUCGCCUUAACGUGGAGGUUGGCGUCGGCGAGUUUGGCAUGAACGAGUGGCAUCGUCUAGCCGAGAUUAGCACGAGCACGCGGCAAUACCUAAGGCGGGAAGUCGAGCAAAGGAUGAUCCAGGGCGCUUCCGCAAAGAUGGCCAAGAUCCACAAAGCGAACAUCAGGUUUUCCCGUAUGCCAGAUGUUCCCGAACUUGUCAAGUCCAACUCGGAGACUGUCGAGCCGCUGUCGUUUGCUGUGGAGCUGCCAGGCGACACGCCCACGUCAUGGCCGCCGCACAACACACCGCCGAGCCGCCAGUCGUACGAAUCCGGUACGGAACAUCUGCACAUACCUUCGCCGAUGAGCCCCUCGCCUAGGAGCUCUGGCGAGCGACUUCAACCAUCGCCAGCAUCAAGACUUGAGCAACGCCUGCCACCUCUGCCUAAAGAUGAUGAGAUUGACCGACUGGUUGUCACUGCACCGACGCCUUCUCAGUACCGCUACGCAGCCGGUACUGAUAAGAUUGCGAUUAUGAGCCCCGAUGAGCACCCGCGGUGGCAGAAUCAACAAUACAGCAACGGUCCUACACAGCAGUCGCAACAACCGCAGCGAAUCCCACCGCCGCUGCCCCCCAAGACGCCUUUGCCCGAACAUCAGGCAGCUGGCGGUCGUCGCCCCAUCGGCUCAUCGCCCUUGCCUUACCCUGUGGACGACGAGCCUCCACCAGUGAACAUGGCUAGGAAACCGGAAUAUCGUGGGAGGUGA
Molecule: messenger RNA, 1833 nt
Organism: Colletotrichum higginsianum IMI 349063
Lineage: Eukaryota; Fungi; Ascomycota; Sordariomycetes; Glomerellales; Glomerellaceae
Product: Patatin-like phospholipase
Exons: 3
Coding region: 1-1833 (610 amino acids)
Biological process (GO): arachidonate metabolic process
Cellular component (GO): membrane
Source: RefSeq, a predicted model, not a curated record